Molecule: messenger RNA, 2580 nt
Organism: Callorhinchus milii (elephant shark)
Lineage: Eukaryota; Metazoa; Chordata; Chondrichthyes; Chimaeriformes; Callorhinchidae
Product: Golgi reassembly-stacking protein 1
Exons: 9
Coding region: 117-1490 (457 amino acids)
Biological process (GO): Golgi organization
Cellular component (GO): Golgi apparatus
Molecular function (GO): protein binding
Source: RefSeq, a predicted model, not a curated record
GCUGUGGGAGGAGCGGCUCCGCAGUGAGUGAGAGACAGACGAACAGAGAGGGAGAGGGAGAGAGGAAGAGACGGGCGGCGGAGGGGCUGUUCGGGACGGUCCGGGAGUCGGGAGCAAUGGGCGGCUCUCAGAGCGCCCACAGCACCAGCGGCGGCGGCAGUGAGGGCUAUCACAUCCACGGGGUUCAAGAUGAUUCCCCAGCCCAGAAAGCUGGCCUGGAACCCUUCUUUGAUUUCAUCCUCACUGUGGGCAACACCAGACUGAACCGGGAAAAUGACACUUUGAAGGACUUGCUGAAAGCUAACGUGGAGAAGGCUGUGAAGCUGGAGGUUUACAGCAUGAAGGUCGCCAAGGUCCGAGAGGUGGAGGUGGUGCCCAGCAACAUGUGGGGUGGGCAGGGCCUGCUGGGAGCCAGCGUCCGCUUCUGCAGCUUCCAGGGCGCUCACGAACACGUCUGGCACGUGCUGAAUAUUGAGCCGAACUCUCCCGCGGACCUGGCUGGCCUGACCCCGCACACAGAUUAUAUCGUAGGCGCCGACCAAGUGAUGCAAGAGUCUGAAGAUUUCUACAACCUGAUCGAGCUCUACGAAGGGAAGCCCUUGAAGCUGCUGGUCUAUAACAGUGAGCUGGACAAGUGCAGAGAGAUUGCAGUCACGCCCAAUGGCGCCUGGGGAGGUGAAGGAAGCCUGGGUUGCGGGAUUGGUUACGGCUACUUGCACAGGAUCCCCUGCUUCCCACCCGGGCCGGAGGAAACCAAACCCGAUCUCUCGCCACCUCCGGCAGCAGCAGCACCAGCACCAGCCAGUCCAGCACCACAGCCUCCGGAGGACGGAUACGCGGAGGCAUCGCUCAUGGCCACCGGCGCUUCGAGUGACCGAAUGGGCGACGGGCCAGCCGGGCCGGAGCAGGGAACUCCUGACCUGGAGCAGGGAGUGUCAGACCUGGAGCAAGGAAUGCCUGACCUGACGAUGGAAAGCUCGCUCCCCCCACCUCCUCAUCCGCCGCCGCCUCUCCGACGAGUCAUGGAUCCAGAUAGUUCCCCCGUACCCGCAGAGGCCUGUGAGCCCCACAACCUGUCCGGGGUACUAGAUCCGUCAGCUGCGAUCACAUCCUCCUCGGCUUUAGUCGGGACGACAGACAGCGCUCCGGGAACGGACGGCUCGCUCACACAGGGUGAGCUCAGUGCCCACUCGGACCAGCCCUGCCAAGUUGCAGCCGAGGUUCCGGCCGCGGACAGCACCGUGCCGCUCGCUGCCCCGGCCGCUGAGGAAGCCGCUGAGAGCCCACCGGUCUUCGAGACGCCCACCCCAUCGCUUCCGGCGUCACCCGGCCCCCCGCCUCUCCUCCCCGGGGAGCAGGACCAGCCUCCGCCCUCGCUGCCGCCGCCGGAGACGGAGAAGGUCGCCCCCCACGAACCCCCGGCGACCGAAGAGGAGCCGCGAAGCCUCGCGGCGGAGGAGGUCUCGGGGGGAGAAAAUGAGAGCGAUUAGGACUCCUGCGGCCUAGUGUUCUCGACCCGCUUUGCUCUUGUUCGCACCGCCGGGAGCUACAUUAAGAAACGCAAGCGUUCGGGCGGCGAAGCUGCUUAAUUUCGCAUCGUAGUAGGCACAGAAAAAGGGGGCGAUUAGGACGUCGGCUUUCCACCCCUCGCCUCGUCACACUAAGUCAGCCCAUCACUGCAGAAUAUUCCCCUGUUGAGCAGAAGCAAUAAGGAGAUGGUUGAAAUACUAUCGGUGUAAUACUAAUGUCUCCUCGACGGGCGGAAUCCGCCUUAAUUUCCCCCCCCCCCCCUCCCCGUUACCUCUCGCGACCUCUGCGUGCCUUCUCCUGGUAAGGAGCCGACUUUUUAAUAUAUAUAUAUUAUAUUAAAAGAAACGCUCUCCGCUUUCACUAAAGACUUGGGAUUUAUACGUAGACCGUAGGCCUCGCAUUUCGCUUUUCCCGCAAGUGAGAGCCGUUCCGCCCACGGGGGGCCGGUGGUGUGGAAUAAUCUCACCGACCCCCUGGGGCUCCCGGCUUCUGAGAGCCGGCUUGUAACUGGGCUUCGAGAGCGUGUGAGCAAUAACGGUUCAGUUCACCCCGAGAAAAAACAAUGACGGCAUCUAUUAACCCACCUGCGAAACAGACUUUAAAUGACGAAUGAGAGAAUCCUACUGUCCGAUCAUUGACUAGAAAUUUCCCCGGUGAUAAUCUCGCCGUCACUCUUUGGUUUCGGUGUUUUUCUUUUUUUUUUACACACACAGCGCCAAUUUUAUGUCAUGUGUCGUUGCCAAAUGCCGAGGGUAUCUACGGCCCCCCCCACCACCCACAGCGCUGCCCCCAGAGUUUUAUUAUUUCUGUCGUCGUUAACACUCUUUACAGUAGAACCAAAGUGGUGGCAAAGAGGGAUGUGUGUGGUGGGUCCUGACUGACCUGCGACAAGCGUCUGCGAGCGGCAGUUUCUAUCGACGCAUUUUUUUUUGUGGAAAAAAAAGGAUAUUGAAAAGCUAUUUCCAGUAAACGCGGGGAGCGCUGCUGUACGAGGUGAAGGAGGGCACAGGGUCGGGGGGGUGAGGGAGGGAGGGGAAAGGGGAGAGCGUG